AUGGUCAAGCAAAAUGAUGCCAUUGCCAUCAUUGUCAUCGUCCUAUUCGUCGUACUCGCUGGCGUCGCCUUCGGUAUCUACAGAUUGGUCCAUGUCGCGCGCCAGAGCAUGAGCGUAACGUCUUCUGGGUCGAGUAGUAGUAGCAGCGACGAGAUUGUCGACCGUUAG
This is a messenger RNA of Colletotrichum truncatum, 168 nucleotides long. RefSeq lists its product as uncharacterized. The record is from RefSeq and is a predicted model, not a curated record. Lineage: Eukaryota; Fungi; Ascomycota; Sordariomycetes; Glomerellales; Glomerellaceae.